AUUAUUCGGUGUUACAAUUUUUUCUCAGAAAUUCAAAGUGAGACUCGUGUUAUAUUUUAAUUGAAUGCAUGAACCACAUGCACAUGAUCAUGACCACAGAAUUGGCUCAUCCAUAGGCCCCAGCUAGACCAUGUUUGUUGUAUCCAUAUACAUCAAUCAGAAAAAUGUCUUAUUCAACAGAACAAAAACGUUUAAUAAGAUAAGGAUAAAUCAACAUUUUUUUGUGCAGUGUUGUUCUUAUAUUUCCUCCAACAACAUUUUUGUUUGUAUAAAUAAACCAUUCUGCAGAAGCAGCAGAAGCAGAGAGAAAUGGAGGACACAGAAAAGCUCAAAAAGUCCAAGGUUAUCAGAAUAGACUCUCAAAAAUCAUGGGAACACUACAUCUCUCAUGUCACCGAUCAAAAAUACCCUGUUGUGGUUCAUUUCUCUGCUUUCUGGUGUGUGCCUUCUAUAGUAAUGAAUCCUGUUUUUGAAGAACUGGCCUCCAAUUACCAAGAUGUUCUGUUUCUGACAUUGGAUGUGGAUGAAGUUAAGGAAAUUGCCUCCAAGAUGGAGAUCAAAGCCAUGCCCACUUUUGUGUUGCUGAAUGGAGGAACUCCUGUGGGGAAAAUUGUUGGUGCAAAUCCCGAUGAAAUAAGGAAAAGGAUUGAUGAUUUUGUUCAGUCAAGUCUCUCCUACAAAUCUGAGUGAACAAGGCACAUGGUGAACAAUGUUCAUUGUCCUAUGAAUCAUUUUUAUGUAUGGUUUUAUAUUCUAAGUAAAUGAUAAAGGUUGUUCUUUGCAUGUUUGUACAUGUUUGGUGAGCCAUGGAAAGUCAGUGGAGUGUGAAUGUUAUUUUAGUAUGUAUUGAAAUUUCAUCAUGUUCACAUCAUUCUCUUAUAAUAUUCUUUCUUGUCCUAACA
Messenger RNA from Vigna unguiculata (cowpea), 902 nucleotides. RefSeq names its product thioredoxin-like protein CXXS1. NCBI's taxonomy places the organism in Eukaryota, Viridiplantae, Streptophyta, Magnoliopsida, Fabales, Fabaceae. The record is from RefSeq and is a predicted model, not a curated record.